Aaosphaeria arxii CBS 175.79 is the source of this 1807-nucleotide messenger RNA. RefSeq lists its product as uncharacterized. NCBI's taxonomy places the organism in Eukaryota, Fungi, Ascomycota, Dothideomycetes, Pleosporales. The transcript is spliced from 4 exons. The coding region runs from base 214 to 1725 and encodes 503 amino acids. Gene Ontology annotation, molecular function: lipoic acid binding; acetyltransferase activity. Gene Ontology annotation, cellular component: mitochondrion; cytoplasm. The record is from RefSeq and is a predicted model, not a curated record.
AGCAAAUUUUCGCAUGCUCUGGACUUUUUUCUUCUUCUUAUCAACACAGUCGGGAACGUGCGUAUUUGCUCCUGAUGAUUGCUUGAGCCGAGCUCCCAGCCUUCCCUUUAGGGUUAGGACAACGGUCACCCCAGAUGCUGUCAUGUUUUCGCGGCUCUUGUCGGCUUUACCCUCCCACCUUGGAACCUCGGGGCCAUUAUUGUGUCUUCAAGAAUGAGCGAUGCCUCUCUUUCUGAUCUCUACACGCCCGCAAUGAAGUCUGUAAUCUCGAGAGUAGCCUGCCGCCACGGCGCCGCCAACAAGGCACCAAUUACCGCUUGUAGACAACCGCUCCAGAGCUAUUCGCAACCGAGGAGAGCAUUCCACGAAAGUAGGAAUUGGAAAGCUGUGAAGCCUUAUCUUCUGGCAGAUAUUGGAGAAGGCAUCACUGAAUGCCAGGUCAUUCAAUGGUUUGUUAAGCCUGGAGCUCGCGUUGAGCAGUUCGACCCCAUUUGCGAGGUUCAGUCCGACAAAGCGUCAGUAGAGAUUACUUCGCGAUUCGAUGGCGUAAUCAAGAGGCUCUACUAUGAGCCGGACGAUAUGGCCAAAGUUGGCAAGCCUUUGGUAGACAUAGACAUCCAAAGCGACAUAUCCGAGGCAGACGCCGCGCUAUUAAACGGUGGAUCAGAGAAAGAAGCGAGCGCCUCCAGCACGGAAACGACAGGCCAACAAGUUGAUGGUUUGGAGGUCGGAAGAAACGAUACCAAUGCGGUCACUGGCGAUGUACCUCCACCGGCGGCGGAAUUAUUAACCUCUGCGCCACAACGGACACCCGGAAAGCACGCAACGUUGGCGGUACCGGCGGUACGGCACUUGAUCAAAGAAUUCGGACUGAAUGUCGAAGAUAUAGAAGGGACAGGAAAGGACGGGCGUGUCACGAAAGAGGAUGUACACAGGCAUGCGGAGGGGGCGAAGCAACCCACAAAGACAACACCAUCAGCACCAACCUCGACUCCAGCACCUAUUCCACAGGCAGAAGACCAGGUCAAACCUCUUACUCCAGUUCAGUCUGGCAUGUUCAAGCAGAUGACCCGGUCACUAUCCAUUCCUCACUUUGUCUACACUGAUGGUGUCGAUUUCUCUGCACUCAACAGCCUGAGGAAGAAGUACAACGUUGGAAAGGACAAAUCAGGGCGCCUUUCAGCUCUCCCUUUCGUCAUUAAAGCUGUUUCUCUGUCUCUUCUAAAGUUCCCUCUCCUCAACGCCCACCUCGACACCACCACCAACCCAGAUAAGCCACAGAUGGUUGUGAAGGGCUCUCACAACAUCGGUGUCGCUGUUGAUUCUCCAGCAGGUCUUUUGGUGCCUGUCAUCAAGAAUGUGCAGUCCCAUACAAUCGAGUCGCUUGCAGCCGAAGUCAGCCGUCUAAGCAAGCUUGCACGUGAGGGUAAACUCACAAGUGCAGACCUCACGGGAGCAACAUUUACACUCAGCAACAUUGGGAGCAUUGGAGGUGGUGCAGUAUCACCAGUGAUCAGCACUCCUCAGGUCGCUAUCCUUGGUGUUGGAAAAGCGAAACUUGUCCCAGCUUUUGGAGAGAAUGGAGAAAUCAUUAAGAGGGAGGAGUGCGUAUUCAGUUGGAGUGCGGACCACCGAGUGAUAGAUGGCGCAAUGGCGGCCAGGUGUGCAGAGAGCGUUAGAGAAUACCUGGAGAACGUAGAGAGCAUGUUGGUUAGAUUACGAUAGAGCAUUUAUUCCGGAAAGGCAAAAGCAUAGCAUUGAUAUGAAAUUUACAUCUUAAUAUCCAAUAAUAGCAAAUAUCUAAAAG